UGCCAUGGAAUCCCAGAAUGGCUUGGGUUGGAAGGUGCCUUAAACCCAUUUUUUUCCACCCCCUCCAUGGACACCUUCCACUACCCCAGGUUGUUCCCAGCCCCGUCCAACCCGGCCUCGGACACUUCCAGGGAUGGGGCAUCCACAGGCGUUGGAGCCCGUGAAGAAAAUGAAGUCUUUUGUUGCUUCUGGAAGAGCUGUCAGCUCUGGGGAGCUGCUGUGGGCUCUCAGGUGUGAAUGCUGGGGCUGGGGGCUCAGUGCCUGGUGGAGAUAACGCCGGGAUUUGCUGGGACAAACAACUUGGCGGCCGCUCCGUGUGGCGCUGGCAUUGCCCCGUGGGGGCCGCACGUGUGGCCUUUCCCAGGCCUGUCGGGCUGUGCCACGUUUGCUUUUGCUUGGCUUUAUAAAGGGAGCUUCCUCUGCUCCUUCCCAGACUGCCCCCAGCACAGCUGUCACCAUGAAUGGCUUGAAUGUCUCCAUUGCUUUUCUCCUCCUGGUAGCUGGGGUGUGCCAGCUGCUCAGGUGGCUUUCCAAGAGGCUCCUGCCCCCCGGGACACGCGGCUGCCUCGCCAGGGAAUUUGCCGGCUCGCUCCAGUUGUGCGCGAGCUGCCUGGAGCUGCGGAUGCUGAUGGAGAUCGGGCCCUGGGCUGGCGGCUUUGGCCCGGACGUGGUGCUGACCCUGCUCUUCCUCCUCUCCGCCGUCCACGGCGCCUCUUUUGACGGAGCGUCCGCCAACCCCACCGUGUGUCUCCAGGAGUUCCUGCUCCUCAAGUCCAGCCUGGCGGUGACGGCGGCCAAGCUGCUGGCCCAGGCUGCGGGCGCAGGGACGGGCCGGGCUCUCACCCGGCUCUGCUGGUCCUGGGAGCUGACGCAGCUCCACUUCAUCCAGAACCUGAUCGCGCCCGAGUGCAGCUCCUCCAUCCGCGCCUCGCCGCCCCACGCCGCCUUGGUGGAAGGCUCCUGCUCCUUCCUGUUCCACCUCGUCCUGCUCAAGGUGCGACAGAGUCACCCCCUGUACCGCGUCCCCGCGCUGGCAGCGACCGUCACCUUCCUGACCCACGCAGCCGGACCGUUCACGGGGGCCUUCUUCAACCCUGCCCUGGCCACAGCCACCACCUUCCACUGCUCGGGGAGCAGCUUCUGGGACUACAUCCAGGUCUACUGGCUGGGGCCCCUCGCAGGGAUGCUCGCUGCCCUCCUGCUGUUCCAGGGCAACAUCCCACGCCUCUUCCAGAGAAACCUCCUCUACGGCCAGAAGAGCAAAUACAAGGUGCCCAAGGCAAAGGUGGCAGUGCAGGUGGAGGGUGACAAACCACAGAGGAAGAGGAAAGCGGGGAAGAGCAACUCAGAGCCCCGUGCCUGAGCCCAGGGUCCUGGCAGCCCUUUUCCUGGGAAAGGGCUUCCCACUGUGGAGGAUUUUGCUGCUCGUUCAGUCCUUAAAGCAUCACAAAGGAAUCCUUGCAGGAUGCCUGAGCCCCCGAGCUCCUUUGGGAAUUGCUUUGAAAGCCUCUCUGGAGAGCCCGAAAUGUUUCAAGCCCGAGCUGCUGCCUCAGAGAGAAAACACUUCUGCAUAAAUUGCUGGUUGUCUUGCAUUGGCAGGAAUCUUACAGAAAGCUGGGACCAUUCCAUGGGCAGGCUUGAGCAAGCCGGGGUUAUUGCAUCGUGCAGUGACUGAAAUAACCCCACUGGGUCUCUUGCAGCCGUAUAAAACAAAAUAUUGGCCAGUAACUGCCUUGGACACUUGGGAUGGGGAGGAAACAAGCUUUGAUCUUUUGAGUUAUUAAUGGAUACUCGUUAAAAAUUGGUGGGUUUUGAGCUAAACUUGAUCUGAAGUCCUUGAAUUGCACAGGCUGAAUCUGGCAAGCCUUGGAGAGGAAUUAAAAAUGCUCCAAGAAGAGAGUUCACUGGCUCCUCUGGGGAUGUGCUUAGCCUGGGUUUUGGUGCUGUAAUCAAGAAACGGUGCCCAAAGGGUCUGUGGUUAGGAAAAAAAAAAGAAAAAGAGAGAUCCAGACAGCUGCUGUGGUUGAGAAAGUGCAUCCCUGGACUCUGCUCCAUGUC
Messenger RNA from Hirundo rustica (Barn swallow), 2058 nucleotides. Its product is annotated as aquaporin-12-like. The coding region runs from base 458 to 1363 and encodes 301 amino acids. Gene Ontology annotation, biological process: transmembrane transport. The transcript is spliced from 3 exons. NCBI's taxonomy places the organism in Eukaryota, Metazoa, Chordata, Aves, Passeriformes, Hirundinidae. The record is from RefSeq and is a predicted model, not a curated record. Gene Ontology annotation, cellular component: cytoplasm; membrane. Gene Ontology annotation, molecular function: channel activity.